This is a messenger RNA of Hibiscus syriacus, 2054 nucleotides long. RefSeq names its product transcription factor MYC2-like. Gene Ontology annotation, molecular function: protein dimerization activity; transcription cis-regulatory region binding; DNA-binding transcription factor activity. The coding region runs from base 67 to 2010 and encodes 647 amino acids. Gene Ontology annotation, biological process: regulation of DNA-templated transcription. Gene Ontology annotation, cellular component: nucleus. The transcript has a single exon. NCBI's taxonomy places the organism in Eukaryota, Viridiplantae, Streptophyta, Magnoliopsida, Malvales, Malvaceae. The record is from RefSeq and is a predicted model, not a curated record.
CAAACCAAACCAACCCCACUUUCUCUGCUUCAUCUUCUUCACAUAAACCUGCCCAAGUCUUGUGGAAUGACGGACUAUCAGUUACCACCCACCAUGAAUCUUUGGACCGACGAUAAUUCAUCUGUUAUGGAAGCUUUCAUGACCUCUGAUCUUUCUUCUAUUUGGCCUCCGCCUCUAUCCUCAGCAUCCACUUCCACUUCCACACAUCCUGCUCCUGCUCCUGUUCCUGCUGCUCUCAACCCUUCAAACUUCUCCCUUAAUCAAGAGUCUCUUCAACACCGUCUCCAAGCGCUCAUCGAAGGGGCUCGCGAGAGCUGGACUUACGCCAUCUUUUGGCAGUCUUCCUACGAUUACUCCGCCACUACCGUACUUGGUUGGGGCGAUGGGUAUUACAAAGGAGAAGAGGAUAAAGGGAAAGCUAAGUCCAAAGCAUCUUCUUCUUCUUCUCUCGCGGAACAAGAGCACCGGAAAAAAGUGCUUAGAGAACUUAACUCCUUGAUUUCCGGAUCCGCGGCUCCAUCCGACGAUGCCGUCGACGAAGAAGUCACCGACACCGAGUGGUUCUUUUUGGUUUCCAUGACCCAGUCUUUCGUCAACGGCAACGGGCUUCCCGGACAAGCCUUUUUCAAUUCGAGUCCGGUUUGGGUUGUGGGGUCAGACCGACUUGCGAGCUCCAUGUGCGAGAGAGCGAGGCAAGCCCAGGUUUUCGGUUUGCAGACGAUGGUUUGUAUACCGUCGGCAAGUGGAGUUGUUGAGUUAGGUUCAACGGAAGUUAUCACGCAAAGCUCAGAUCUGAUGAACAAGGUCCGGGUUUUGUUUAAUUUCAAUGCUGGAAUUGAAGAUGGUUCUUGGUCCGCUGAUCAAGGAGAAAAUGAUCCUCCUUCACUUUGGAUUAGUGAUCCAAAUCCUGGGGUCGAGCUCAAGGAAAGCAAUAACAACAACAAUAGUAGCAAUCAGCAGAUUCAGAAGUCGCCUCAGUUCUGUGACAACCGCAGUUCCAGUAGUUUAACCGAGAAUCCCAGUUUCAUUCCUACUGUAAAUCAGCAGCAGAAUCAUCCGCAGGGGCAGAGUUUAUGCUUGAAUUUUUCGGAUUAUGGCUUUGAUGGGAGCAGCAGUGUGAGGAAUGGAAAUUCGUCUUCUCAUUUGUUGAAACCAGAAGCCGGGGAGAUUUUGAAUUUUGGUGAGAGUAAGCGAACUGGGAAUAGAAAUUUGUUUUCAGGGAACUCUCAGUUUUUGGUGGAGAAUAAGAAGAGGUCGUCUACUUCAAGAGGGAACAAUGAAGAAGAGAUGCUUUCGUUUACUUCAGGCGUAAUUUUGCCUUCUGGUGUGGUGAAAUCAAGUUGGGGUGCUGGUGAUUCAGAUCACUCCGACAUCGAAGCUUCUGUCGUAAAGGAGGCCGAUAGUAGUAGAGUUGUGGAGCCGGAAAAGAGGCCUCGAAAACGAGGGAGAAAGCCGGCAAAUGGAAGAGAAGAGCCUCUGAAUCAUGUCGAAGCAGAGCGUCAAAGAAGGGAGAAGCUUAACCAGAAGUUCUAUGCCCUGCGUGCCGUGGUUCCUAACGUGUCGAAGAUGGAUAAAGCAUCACUCUUGGGUGAUGCAAUUUCAUAUAUCAACGAGCUCAAGUCAAAGCUACAAAAUGCAGAUGCGGAGAAAGAUGAGUUGCACAACCAUUUAGAGGCAAUGAAGAAGGAAUUGUCAUGUACAGCACCACCAACACAUGAUCAAGAACACAGGAUGUCUAACCACCUUGCCAGUAAACUGAUAGAUUUGGAGAUUGAUGCGAAAAUUAUCGGAUGGGAUGCAAUGAUCCAAAUCCAAUGCAGUAAAAAGAACCAUCCAGCAGCAAGGUUAAUGUUUGCCUUGAAGGAGCUAGACCUGGAAGUGCACCAUGCCAGUGUAUCAGUAAUGAAAGACUUGAUGAUCCAACAAGCCACUGUGAAGAUGGGGAGUCGAUUUUACACGGCGGAGCAGCUAAAGAUUGCCCUAACAUCGAAGCUUGGAGAUGGAAGAUAGAGAGUAUUGAGCAGAGCUUGAUCUGAAACAAGCAAUUGGGAUCA